AUGCUGCCGGAUGUUAUCCAGCAGAGAAACCCUUCCAUGGGGAGACUGACGAUAGAUGGGGGCUGUGGGAAGAGCAUCCAGCAUCAGAGAAUCCACACCAGCGAAAAAGCAUUGACCUGCUCCGAAUGUGGGGAGAGUUUCCAGUACCGGUCAUAUCUCAUCCUUCACCAGAGGAUCCACACAGGGGAGCGGCCCUACGAGUGCUCCGAGUGCAGGAAGAGCUUCAGAGAGACCUCGAAGCUGAUCCGGCACCAGGUAACCCACACUGGGGAGAAGCCCUACAAGUGUGCUGAGUGUGGGAAGAGCUUCUCCGAGAACUCAAAGCUCGUCCAGCACCAGUGGGUGCACACUGGGGAAAAACCGUACGAAUGCAGGACCUGCGGGAAGAGCUUCUGCGUGAGUUCAAGUCUUAUCCGGCACCAGGUAACCCACACCAGGGAGAAUCCCCACAAGUGUGCUGAGUGCGGGAAGAGCUUCUCUGAGUACUUGAACCUUGUCCAGCACCAGUGGGUGCACACUGCGAAGAAACCCGAUGAGUGUAGGACCUGUGGGACGACCUUCAGCUCGACUUCAGCCCUGAGACGACACCAACGGAUCCACACUGGGGACAAACCCUAUGGGUGUAUGGAUUGUGGGAAGAGCUUCGGCCACAGCUCCACGCUCAUGAAACACCGGCUGAUCCACACUGGGGAGAGACCCUACAUCUGCACGUACUGCGGGGACAGCUUUCGGCAGAGUGCCCACCUCAUCCGGCACCAACGCAUCCACACCGGGGAGCGUCCCUACGUCUGUGCUGAGUGCGGAAAGGGCUUCAGAGUGAGCUCAACGCUCUUCCGGCACCAGCAGAUCCACACUGUGCAAAAGAAGUAUCUCUGCUCAGAGUCUGGCAUUGGAUGAAAUGUUUGCUCCAACCUCAUCCAGCAUCGGAGAAUCCACACCGGAGAAAAACGCUUCACCUGCAUUGAAUGUGGGAAGAGUUUCAAGCACCAGUCACAACUUACUCCUCACCGGAGGAUCCACACAGGAGAGCGGCCCUACAAGUGUUUCGAGUGUGGGAAGAGCUUCACUGUGAGCUCGAAGCUGAUGCGGCACCAGGUAACCCACACUGGGGAGAAGCCCUACAAGUGUUCCGAGUGUGGGAAGAGCUUCUCCGACAACACACAGCUCAUCCGGCACCGGCGGGUGCACACUGGGGAGAAACCCUACGAGUGCAGGACCUGCGGGAAGAGCUUCAGCGUCAGCGCAGCCCUGACACAACACCAGCGGGUCCACACGGGGGAGAAGCCCUACAAGUGCUCAGAGUGCGGGAAGAGCUUCUCUGAUAACAAGAAGCUCGUCCAGCACCAGCGGGUGCACACUGGGGAGAAACCCUACGAGUGCAGGACAUGCGGGACGUCCUUCAGGAUUAGCACAACCCUGGCACGACACCAGCAGGUCCACAGUGGGGAGAAACCCUACAAGUGUACGGACUGUGGGAAGAGCUUCGGCCACAGCUCCGCUCUCAUGCAACACCGGCUGAUCCACACCGGGGAGAAGCCCUACUCCUGCGCGUACUGCGGGGGCAGCUUUCGGCAGCGUGCCCGCCUCAUCCAGCACCAACGCAUCCACACCGGGGAGCGUCCCUACGUCUGUGCCGAGUGCGGGAAGGCCUUCAGAGUGAGCUCGGCGCUCGCCCGGCACCAGCAGACCCACAAGGGUGGGGAGCCCUAGGUGGGGUGAGUGUGGGGAGCAGUGAGGUCUGAUACCCUGUGAGCAAAGCCUGGUGUCUCCCACUCCCAUUGACCACCCUGCUUGUGGAGGGUGAAAGCAGUUUCUUCCUAGGAGAGUGAGCCCUCAGAGAUAAAGAAGGGGAGAGCCGGUGGAGGGAGCGAGUUAGAGGUUUGGGGCAGGUGUCAGGAGGAAGGUGCCUGACUCUUCAGUGGUGGGCAGCCCCAGGAUGAGGAGCAGUGGCCAUGAACUGAAACACAAGAGGUUUGACCUCGACACGACGAAGAACUUGUUCCAUUGCAGUGGCAGAGCACUGAACAAGGUGUGCAGGGGGAUGUGGAGGCUCCAUCUCUGGGCACGUCCAAGCCCUGCCUGGAGACGUUCGGGUGCCCCUGCCCCGGCAGGGCUGGGACCGGGUAACCCCCAGGGUCGGCUCCCAUGGCUGGUGCCGCUCGCAAUGGCCCCGCGCAAUAAACGUUCGUUGAGCUCCGC
This is a messenger RNA of Neopsephotus bourkii (Bourke's parrot), 2199 nucleotides long. RefSeq names its product zinc finger protein 850-like. The transcript has 3 exons. The record is from RefSeq and is a predicted model, not a curated record. Gene Ontology annotation, molecular function: RNA polymerase II transcription regulatory region sequence-specific DNA binding; DNA-binding transcription factor activity, RNA polymerase II-specific. Gene Ontology annotation, cellular component: nucleus. Lineage: Eukaryota; Metazoa; Chordata; Aves; Psittaciformes; Psittacidae. Gene Ontology annotation, biological process: regulation of transcription by RNA polymerase II.